Labrus mixtus (cuckoo wrasse) is the source of this 8501-nucleotide messenger RNA. Its product is annotated as ankyrin-3-like. Gene Ontology annotation, biological process: protein localization to T-tubule; regulation of cardiac muscle contraction; signal transduction. The record is from RefSeq and is a predicted model, not a curated record. Bases 760 to 6984 code for a protein of 2074 amino acids. NCBI's taxonomy places the organism in Eukaryota, Metazoa, Chordata, Actinopteri, Labriformes, Labridae. Gene Ontology annotation, molecular function: protein binding. Gene Ontology annotation, cellular component: T-tubule. The transcript has 49 exons.
UCCUCCCUCCACCACCUCAUCCUCCUCCUCCACCCCCUCCUUCUCCUCCUUUCUCUUACCUCCUUUUCCUCUGUCAUUUCCAUCCUGUUCACAUGUCCCGGCGAGGCGGCGGUGACUGGAGCGUGUGUUUGUGUGUGUGUUUGUUGUUUGAACAUUGAGAAUGGCUCAGCUCAGGUGCAGGCAUCCGGCUGUGGGGACCAGUCCAGCAGGACCUAGGACCAGUUUAUUUACCCAGACAACAGAGCUCUCCUCUGGGCUGAACGCUGGAGCUUGAGCCCAUAGUUGGACCUCCAACCUUGGAGCUCUACUUCCUGUAACUGAACUGUUUUUUUUAUACCUUAUAUUCUUAAUCAAAAGGACAAUCUGAACUGACUGUGGAUCAUUUGAGUAGCUCUUUUUUUAUUUGUAUGAUUGGCACUUGUUUUGCACUUUGAUUGGAGUCUGUGGAGGAGCUUCAAGAGGUGAAACAAGAGGAGUACGUCCUGUCUCCGUCCUGCCCCAAAGUGCAUCUGCUGAGUCUGGAUAGCUGCCGAGGGAAAUAAAGAACAAAAGAAAAGAGGGCAAGAGUUGCAACAAAAAAAAAAGGAGAGGAAAAUCCUCUUUCACACACCUGUGAGGGCUCCUUCUCGGACAAAAGCCAAGAAAAGGAGGGACAAAAAAGACAAUUAGGAGCGAAGAAGAAAAAGAGACUCCGUUCCCUCCGUUCAUCCCUCCUGCGCCCCGUUUCCCACCUGUGAGGAUUAAUUGGACUGGAGCAGCAUGGCGCACGCCGCCUCGCAGCUGAAGAAAAAGGCGGAUGAGAAUCUCAACGCUGUGGAGGAUGAGAAGGAGAAGAAGAAGGCGGCGAGGAAGCGGUCGCGUGAAUUGAAGAAAAAGACGGAUGUAAACGCUUGUUACCUGCGAUCAGCUCGUGCCGGGAACCUAGAGAAAGCCUUGGACUACCUGAAGAAUGGAGUCGACAUUAAUAUCUGCAAUCAGAAUGGCCUGAACGCGCUUCAUCUGGCCUCGAAGGAAGGCCAUGUAGAAGUGGUGGCUGAGCUCAUCAAGCAUGGUGCCAAUGUGGAUGCAGCUACCAAGAAAGGAAACACAGCCCUCCACAUAGCUUCUCUUGCCGGGCAGACAGACGUGGUGAAGGAGCUGGUCACCCAUGGAGCCAACGUCAACGCACAGUCUCAGAAUGGCUUCACUCCUCUGUACAUGGCAGCGCAGGAGAACCACAUGGACGUGGUUCAGUUCUUGUUGGACCAUGGCUCGAGUCAGAGCAUCGCCACAGAGGAUGGAUUCACUCCUCUGGCUGUGGCGUUGCAGCAGGGUCACGAGCAGGUGGUUUCUCUCCUGCUGGAAAACGACACAAAGGGGAAGGUCCGGCUGCCUGCGCUGCACAUCGCCGCACGAAAAGACGACACCAAGGCCGCAGCGCUGCUCCUCCAAAGCGACCACAAUGCAGACGUGGAGUCAAAGAUGAUGGUGAAUAGAACAACAGAGAGCGGCUUCACUCCUCUUCAUAUCGCGGCUCACUACGGAAACAUCAACGUAGCAACACUCCUGCUGAACAGAGGGGCAGCUGUGGACUUCAAGGCAAGGAAUGACAUCACACCGCUGCACGUAGCAUCCAAACGUGGAAACGGCAACAUGGUGCGACUGCUGCUGGAGAGAGGGGCCAAGAUAGAUGCUCGGACCAAGGACGGUCUGACUCCUCUGCACUGCGGAGCGAGGAGCGGCCAUGAGCAGGUGGUGGAGAUGCUGCUGGACAGAGGAGCUCCGAUACUGUCCAAGACAAAGAACGGCUUGUCUCCGCUCCACAUGGCGACGCAGGGCGACCACCUGAACUGCGUCCAGCUGCUGCUGCACCACGAGGUGCCCGUGGACGACGUGACCAACGACUACCUGACGGCGCUGCACGUGGCCGCACACUGCGGACACUACAAGGUGGCCAAGGUGAUCGUGGACAAGAAGGCCAACCCCAACGCCAAGGCUCUGAAUGGUUUCACUCCUCUGCACAUUGCCUGCAAGAAAAACAGAGUCAAGGUGAUGGAGCUGCUUCUGAAGCACGGAGCGUCUAUACAGGCUGUCACAGAGUCCGGUCUGACUCCGAUCCACGUCGCAGCUUUUAUGGGACACGACAACAUCGUGCACCAGCUGAUCCACCACGGGGCUUCACCAAACACCAGCAACGUGAGAGGAGAGACAGCGCUCCACAUGGCAGCGCGGGCCGGUCAGUCCAACGUGGUGCGGUAUCUGAUCCAGAAUGGAGCGAGAGUGGAUGCAAAAGCCAAGGACGACCAGACUCCGCUGCACAUCUCCAGCCGCCUCGGUAAGCAGGACAUCGUCCACCAGCUGCUGGGAAACGGAGCGUUCCCGGACGCCACCACCAGCUCUGGAUACACGCCUCUGCACCUGGCUGCCAGGGAGGGACACAGAGACCUGGCUGCUAUUCUGCUGGACCAAGGAGCCAGUCUGGGCAUCAUUACCAAGAAGGGCUUCACCCCUUUGCAUGUGGCGGCAAAAUACGGCAAAAUGGAGGUCGCCAACCUGCUGCUGCAGAAGAACGCUCCGCCCGAUGCUGCUGGCAAGAGUGGACUAACUCCACUGCAUGUGGCAGCUCACUAUGAUAACCAGAAGGUGGCGCUGCUCUUGCUCAAUCAGGGAGCCUCACCGCAUGCUGCUGCGAAGAACGGUUACACACCGCUCCACAUCGCAGCCAAGAAGAAUCAGAUGGAUAUCGCCACCACGCUGCUGGAGUACGGCGCCUCCACAAACACAGUUACACGCCAGGGAAUCACUCCUCUGCACCUCGCCGCUCAGGAAGGAAACGUGGACAUUGUGACGCUGCUGCUGGCUCGAGAUGCUCCAAUAAACAUGGGAAAUAAGUCCGGUCUGACUCCGCUCCACUUGGCCGCACAGGAGGAUAAAGUCAACGUGGCUGAGGUCUUAGUCAACCAGGGAGCAACGGUCGACCCUGAGACGAAGCUGGGAUACACUCCUCUCCAUGUCGCCUGUCACUAUGGCAACGUUAAGAUGGUCAACUUCCUGCUGAAAAAUCAGGCAAAGGUCAACGCCAAGACGAAGAACGGUUACACACCCCUCCACCAGGCCGCCCAGCAGGGACACACGCACAUCAUCAACCUGCUGCUACAUCACGGAGCGUCGCCCAAUGAGCUCACAGCUAAUGGGAACAGUGCUCUGUCGAUCGCCCGGAGGCUCGGAUACAUCUCUGUGGUCGACACACUCAAAGUGGUCACAGAGGAAACUCUCACCACUCAGACUGUGAUGGAGAAGCACAAGAUGAACGUUCCAGAGACCAUGAACGAGGUGUUGGACAUGUCCGACGAUGAAGUCUGUAAAGCCAAUGUCCCCGAAAUGAUCACAGAGGACUAUAUAUCUGAUGUGGAAGAAGAGAUGGAUGUUGGAAAUAUCUGCAUCAGCUAUUCCUGUGAUGACGCAAUGACGGGGGAUACAGACAAAUACCUGGCCCCCCAGGACCUGCGCGAGCUGGGGGACGACUCGCUCCCGCAGGAGGGCUACAUGGGCUUCAGCGUUGGUGCUCGUUCACAGAGCCUGCGUUCCUUCAGUUCUGAUAGGUCCAACACGCUGAACCGGAGCUCGUUCACGCGCGACAGCAUGAUGAUCGAGGAGAUCCUGGCGCCCAGUAAGGAGAUGCAUUUGGCCGCGGCUAAGGACCUCGACAACGACUCUCUGAGGAGGUACAGCUGGACUGCGGACGCACUGGAUAACGUCAACCUGGUCUCCUCACCGAUACACUCCGGUUUUUCCUCUCCGCUCCCGCAGUACGACAGCAGGUUCCUGGUCAGCUUCAUGGUGGACGCCAGGGGCGGCUCUAUGAGAGGAAGUCGCCACAACGGCAUGCGCAUCAUCAUCCCGCCGAGAAAAUGCACGGCGCCCACCAGGAUCACCUGCAGGCUGGUCAAGAAACACAAGCUGGCGUCUCCUCCUCCCAUGGUGGAAGGAGAAGGCCUGGCCAGCAGACUGGUGGAGGUCGGCCCAGCAGGAGCUCAGUUCCUCGGCCCUGUGAUUGUGGAGAUCCCACACUUUGGCUCGAUGCGGGGCCAGGAGAGAGAGCUGAUCCUGCUGCGCAGUGAGAACGGAGAAUCCUGGAAGGAGCAUCUGUACGACUACAAGACGGACGACCUCAAACAGCUGCUCAGCGGGAUGGAUGAAGAGCUCGACAGUCCUGAGGAGCUGGAGAAGAAGAGAAUCUGCCGCAUCAUCACCAAGGACUUCCCGCAAUACUUUGCUGUAGUGUCCAGAAUCAGACAGGAGACCAAUCACAUGGGACCAGAGGGCGGGACUCUGUGCAGUCGGAGCGUCCCAUUGGUUCAAGCUUCCUUCCCAGAGGGGGCUUUAACCAAGAAGAUCAAAGUGGGACUACAGGCUCAGCCAGUACCCGACGACACCGUUAAGAAAAUCCUCGGCAACAGAGCGACCUUCAGCCCCAUCGUUACCGUGGAGCCCAGAAGAAGAAAGUUCCACAAGCCCAUCACCAUGACAAUCCCAAUCCCGCCCCUCUCAGGGGAGGGGCUUACCAACGGCUACAAAGGAGACUGCACUCCAUGCCUCCGCCUUCUCUGUAGCAUUACAGGCGGUACGUCCCCGGCUCAGUGGGAAGACAUCACCGGUACGACUCCUCUCACCUUCGUCAAUGACUGCGUCUCCUUCACCACCAACGUCUCGGCCAGGUUCUGGUUAGCGGACUGUCACCAGAUCCCGGAGACGGUGGGCUUGGCCACGCAGCUGUACAGGGAGCUCAUCUGCGUGCCGUACAUGGCCAAGUUCGUGGUGUUCGCUAAGAUGAACGACCCCGUGGAGUCCAGGCUGAGGUGUUUCUGUAUGACCGACGACAAGGUGGAUAAGACUCUGGAGCAGCAGGAGAACUUUGAGGAGGUGGCCAGGAGCAAAGACAUAGAGGUCCUGGAGGGUCGGCCCAUCUAUCUGGACUGCUAUGGAAACUUGGCUCCUCUGACCAAAGCUGGUCAGCAGUUAGUUCUUAACUUUUACGCCUUCAAGGAGAACCGUUUACCCUUCUGUGUCAAGGUGAGAGAUCCCAGCCAGGAGCCCUGCGGUCGUCUUACGUUCCUUAAGGAAUGUAGGACGGCAAAGGGCCUCCCGCAAACCGCCGUGUGCAACCUUAACAUCACACUUCCUGCUAUGAAAAAGGAAAUGGAGUCAGAUGCCGAGGAUGAGACUGAAAAGCCAGAGCGACGUCAUACCUUUGCAUCCCUAGCCUUACGUAAGCGCUACAGCUAUCUGGCCGAGCCUGCACUGAGCCCUCAGAGUCCCUGUGAGAGAACAGACCUCCGCAUGGCGAUAGUAGCCGACCACCUCGGACUCAGCUGGACUGAGCUGGCCAGGGAGCUGGAUUUCUCUGUGGACGAGAUCAACUUCAUCAGAGUGGAGAACCCCAACUCCCUGACAGCACAGAGCUUCAUGCUCCUAAAGAAAUGGGUGCACAGGGACGGUAAAAAUGCCACAACGGACGCUCUAACCGCGGUGCUGACUAAGAUCAAUCGGUUGGAUAUUGUGACUUUGCUGGAAGGGCCCAUAUUUGACUACGGUAACAUUUCAGGCACACGCUGCUUUGCCGAUGAUAACGCAGUAUUCCCGGAUCAGUCCGAUGGAUACCACAAUAUAGAUCUGGAGCUGAAAACCCCCUCAGACCUGAACUACCAGCCCCCGACCCCUCUGCGCUCAGACGACUUCUUUAGCGAGGCUGAUUUUAGCGCAGACUCCCCUAGCAAGAACACGCUAACUAGACCUAGUGACCUCUCGCUCACUCAGACCACCAGUACCUCCAGCAGCGAUCCGGUCACAGUCGCCCCAGCCCCUGGAUCCGGCGCCACAGGGCCCCCUAUUGUCGGGGCUGAAGAUACAGCCUUGACCUCUGGAGAACGGCUGAUGCCCGCAGAACAAAUGUCAGGGUUGGCCUCCUAUGAGAGGCCUGAUAACGAAAGAAGGGCGGUAGAGAAAUCAGGAAAUGGAACAGACGAGCAAGCCGAGGCCUUAGAGACAGAAAUUAGGGCGGGGAAUGGCGUCGUUUUGGAGCGUCAGGUAGAAAACCAAAAAGACGAGGCGGCUUCUGGUCAUGAAAAUGGAAGGCAGGAAGAGGAAGAAGAGGAGAUGACCCAGGAGAGGCUGCAGAGUCUGCUGGAGGACAUAAAGCUGGAGGGAGGCUUGGAGGACGUGGAUAUGACAGAGGAGAGGGUGAAUGCCAUCCUUGAACAAGUACGGCAAGCAGAGAAAGACAUGUGUUCAGUUUCAGGCUGGAGAAGUGAGACCUCCGGCGCAAUCGGCGAGUCAGCAGGCCCCGCCGCUGAGGAGGGCAGCCCCGACAGUCUGGCUGAUUCACUGGAGCAGCCCCCAGCUCAGGCCGAGAGACUGAACGGAGGUCACAGUGAAGCGGGAAAGGAGAAGGAAGCCAAGAGGAAAGGAUCUCGGGAGGACAGCAGCACAGCCGGACCAAGCGGAGUACAGGAUGAGGGAGGAGAAAGGUCCCAGCACAAAGUCCAGGGGGGUGUUAGAGCCGACGAGUCCGACUCUGACGAGGAGACCACAGUCACCACCAGGGUGUACCGCCGACGAGUCAUACUCAAGGGCGAGGAGGCUAAAAACAUUCCUGGAGAGUCUGUGACCGAGGAGCAGUUCACAGACGAAGACGGGAAUCUGGUCACCAGAAAAGUGAUCAGAAAGGUGGUGCGCCGUGUUUACAACUCUGAGGAAAGAAAGGAGAGUGAGAGCGACACUCUCACAGAAGAAGGAGUUGGUGUUGGUUCAGGAGCAGGUGGAGCUGCUCCUUCAGCAGCAGCAGCAUCAGGAGGAGGCGGAGCCACAGGGGGGAAGGGCAAGAAGAGGGGGAAGCGUUCCAAACAGGGCAACAAGGCCGAGAAGUCUGGAGAGGAGGCCCAGAAAGGGAAAUCAGAGCCUGGAGAUGGUGCCAACAAGAAACAAGGGAAGAAGAGUCAAUCAUAACAGCAGAGCGAUCAACUAAACCAGGUCCACUGACGUCCACUUGCGACACCACACACACAUCCUGGGAGGGAAAAAACGGACUGGGAGCCUCGUCAACUCGGCCAAAAUCGUGUCUGAAGCUUUCACUUUACAACGCAUGACUUUCAGCAAGACAACGCAACAACAAGAGUUACUUUUCUUUGAUUUCGCAUGAGCAUGUCACUCAAACUCACACACACUGUCGGAAACAACGUGGAAGGACACGCAUGGACGUGACCUUGAACUUUUUAUCUUCGACGAGACGGAAAGGGGCGUCUGUGACCAAAGAUGGCAGAAACAGAAAAAACAGGAAUACGUGUGAUUCACUCUCUCAAGACACUCGCCUUACAUGGUCUAUUUUUUCCUCCUGGAACCCCACAGUAUCGGGGGUGCACCGUGUGGUUCUUUUUUUAAAAAGAUGAUAGUAGAUGGGUGAUUUUUGUUGUAUAUAAAUGACACUGUAAAAAAAAAUCAACAACAACAAAAAAAAGAAUCAGUAGCUUCACAGAUUGUUUAUGCACUGAUUAGCGUUGAAGCUUCGCGGCGGCGGUGCGUUUGUAUCGAGAGGUCGACACAGUGCGAGGCAGCCUCGACUGUGUGGCCUGACGUGCUCUUCCACAUGAUGAAAUGAAACAACAACAAAAAAACGCUGUUUGUUAACGAACGGAGGAGAUGGAAAAAAAUAACUGCUCGAUUUGGACGUUUCUUUUAAGCCAACUGUUCUGCGUCUUCGGGGAAAACGAUAUUCUGCUGCAUGUGACGUCACUUUAUUUCUAACGCCUUUGUUUUAGUUUGCUCCCGAUUCUUAAGCACUGUAAUACAACAAGAGAAGGCGGCCAUGGUACUUCUGUCUGUGUGAGCACUCAUUAUAACCCAAUCAUCCGUCUAAUGUAACUGAUUUUUACAGACAUGAAAUCAUACUCUUAACGCUGACAGACUGAAACUUUGAUUAAUCUCAAAUCGGCUUGCAGCCCCCGUGUGUGUGUGUGUGCGUUAGUGUGUGUGUGUGUGUGUGCGUUAGUGUGUGUGUGUGUGUGUGUGUGUGUGUGUGUGUGUGUGUGUGUGUGUGUGUGUGUGUGUGUGUGUUUGCAGCAAUCAAUUAAAAAUGUCAUCAUCCAUACUGGAAGUCCAAGCUUUUAGUUCUGCUGUGGUUUUAAAAAAAAGGGGACUGUUUUAUUUUGAUGGUUUGAUUCCUUUUAUUUAAUUGAAAAGCCUGUAAUAACAUGAGAACAGAGAAUCUCGUUUUUAGCUCCUUUUUACAAACUAAAAUCACUAAAAUCACAGUAUUGAUCACAAGCUGUUCAUUUUCUCUUCAUGUGUAAGAUCUUCUUUUUUUCUUCUUUUCUUUUCUGUUUUGUCUUUUUUCAUACAAAAACCACCCGAGUCAUCCGUCGUUGAUGAUUAAUCUGGUACCAACAUGUAUGACGAACCAACAUAGCCUACACUGGAUGAUCCAAGUAAUAAUUAUUUAAGCAGAAAAAUAAAUUGUUUAAACUGAA